Molecule: messenger RNA, 4646 nt
Organism: Brassica rapa (field mustard)
Lineage: Eukaryota; Viridiplantae; Streptophyta; Magnoliopsida; Brassicales; Brassicaceae
Product: protein HOTHEAD-like
Molecular function (GO): flavin adenine dinucleotide binding; oxidoreductase activity, acting on CH-OH group of donors
Source: RefSeq, a predicted model, not a curated record
UAUAUUACACAUACAUAUGAUUGCUGGAGUGCUUUAUGUAGGUACAUGGGGCAGAAAAUUCUUAAAGAGAGGGCGGCCUUCUUCAAAUAUCAGGAAGAAGCAUGAAACAAUAAAUCGAGAUGAGCCCAGAUUAAAUAGUUGAAUUUGAACUCUCUUCAGACCUCAAACAAUAAGUCACCGUUGUUUUUUUUAGUAAAAUGUUAAGCCCCCUAUUGUUGGGAAACAUUAUUUAACUUCUGAACAAAACUUGGGUUCACCCCUUAGGGUGAACCUUCUAAUUCACCUCAAUGCUUAACACUAAUCAAAAUGACAUGUAGGAUUAGUUAAAAAAGGAAUUAAAACUAAAAAAAUAAAUGAAAAAUAACUAAAAGAAAAAAAAAGAGGACGUCUCAGUUGACCAAGGAAUUGAACGUGAUGUCCAUCGGCUUCUUCUUCAUAGCCCACAGAGAUAUAUCUAAUUGACAAAACUGAAAUUGAAAACAUAAAAUUUUAACUGAUCGUCUUCGAUUUGACUUAAAUUUGUUUACUCUUUCACUAAAAAUGAAAAACUGGGUUAAAGAGACCCUCAUGUUGUGACACCAUCAUCAUCAAAUUGUAUUGCUAACUAGCUGCCAAAGAACCAAAAUCCUUGAAAACAACAAGACAUCUUUGGAAUUCCACAUCAAACAAACAAAAAAGUUAGUCUUAAUCAUGUUUUAGACAUUAGUGGGUUUUGAUUUUCCUCAUACGAAGAACCAUAGUUGCUGAUCUUGUUUCCUAUGUCAAAGCCUUCCUCUCUUGCUUUAUUUCAGAAGCACUGCUUCUUCCUACUACUAGACAGCUUAAAUAUGGUGUUAAUUUCAACUAAUCUCCUUGAAGAGACCUCUUGAAUAAGCAAGGGCUAGUAAAGCAGCGAUGUGGUAAAUGGUAUUUGUCUAUUUGAGUUUUUUUUAUAUGUAAGAGUAUUAGAAUGUGUGAACUUGUGUAAUAAUAAGGACUAAUGAGCCUUAACCAUUGUUUUUACUUCAUCUUUUUGAGUAAUGUAAUGAGAGUUUUUUAAAACUCAAUCAGCAGAUUGCUAGAAGGCUCGUCACACUGCAAGUAUGUUUUAUAUCUUAUUCAGAGAAGCAGGCAAACAGAUACGAGGUGUGGUCAACUCAGUUUAUAGGAUUGAAACUUUCACAGUUUGUUAAACCAUAGGUAUGCAUAGAACAAAACUCUCUCCCUGACAAAGGUUAUCGACUUGUACCACCAUUGAUCUGUUGUCGAAUGUGAAAGAUGUCUUGUUGUCUUGUGUUUUCAAGGGCUUUGGUUCUUUGGCAGUUUGUUAACAGUUUUUUUUUUUAAUGAACGAGUAACCAAAUUUAAGUCAAAUCGAAGACGAUCGGUUAAGACCUUAUGUUUUCAAUUUCAGUUUUGUUAAUUAGAUAUACUUCUAUGGGGGUGAAGAAGAAGAAGCCAACGGAGAUCGAAGAUCACGUCAAUUCCUUGGUUACCGGCGACGCUUCUUUUAGUUAGUUUCCAUUUAUUUUUUUAGUUUUAAUUCUUUUUUUAACUAAUCCUACAUGUUACUUUGAUUGGUGUUAAGCAUGGAGGUGAAUUAGAAGGUUCACCUUAGGGGGUAAACCCAAGUUUUGUUCUUAACUUCUUACACCAUCUGAAAAAACUCAUUUUGAAUAUCUCAACUGUAAAAUAUUUGUAUUCUAUUAUAUUUUGUUAAACAUUUUGCAUUGCGGUGAGAAACACUUUAGUCUCAGCUUCCAAACUAGAUGACGCUUCUCCUAAACUACUAGAUCCCCACAUUUUUUGUAGAAACAUAGCUAUCUCUUACAAUCCAACCCUCUUUCACCUGACCUGUACGAGAAUCAAAAGCAGCAUCAUAAUUAUACUAUAUAAUCCUUCUACCGGACGUUUUCAAACGGCAAAACGUGUAGCAGGUGUAUCAAGAGACUAAUUCUAAGUAUUGAGGAGAACUAUGUACUGAAAGCUAAGAGCUACCACGAUUUUCAAUAUAUAAAUCUAAAAAGGAAAGAAUAUUCGUAUGAUCCUUGAACUGGUAAUGAAUUUCAGUACCAAUACUUGAUCAAUAUAUUUGAAGUUUUCGUAGAUUCACUGAAAAUUCCGAAACCACCAAAUUUUAAUUAAAGAUAAUGUUUUUGAACACAAUUAAAGAUAAUUAUAGUCAAACUUCGUAUGUGCUACUUAUAGCUUUAUACCAAAUUAUUAUCAAAAUUAAUUAGCUAAACUGAAACGAAAACAUAACUCCAAAUGAAUAGAAAACAAAAGGGGAAAAAUCUAAUAGCUAGAAACAAGAUAACAUAGUACAAGUCCCGAAAGGAAAAAAACCCGUUCACGUAAUAUCAGUUUUGUCUUGCACAGAAUGUGAAGUGAUUUAUUUCGGGAACGAGAGUAUUUACCUUCUAAACUAAAAUUACUAUAUUAUCAUUCAAAUUUGAUGUAAAGUAAUUUUGUUGGCUUCACUUUCCGGAGUUUAGUGCUUACUUUAUUCAUUACAUAAUCGUUUGGUUAUACGAAAACACCCAUAAACUGGGGAAGUAAUUAUAUUUAAACAAGACAGUCAUACAGAAACAGACUACAGUUAUACUUCGUCUUAAUUAGUAUAUAAAUCGUAUGAAUUAUGUAGUCUUCUUGUUUGUGUCUCCACAAGAUUUAGUACAAAGCAAAUAUUAUCUUACACUGCAAUGGGUUUUCAUAUGUUUCCUUCUGUUCCCGUCAUAAUUUUCAUAUUGCAUGGCUCCAGUUAUUCCCAUAAAGAUAAAGGGUUUUACGGAUUUAUGAAAGAUGCAACAUCAGCACCAACGUAUGCUCGCUUCGACUACAUAGUUAUUGGAGGAGGAACCUCGGGUUGUUCAUUAGCUGCAACACUCUCUCAAAACGCAAGCGUUUUGGUUCUCGAACGCGGCGGCUCUCCCUACGACAAUCCGAGGGCCACAGACAUCGAAAACGUCGCCAACACGCUCUUAAACAUCACACCAAACUCGUGGUCGCAGCCUUUCAUCUCCGAGGAUGGCGUUUACAACACACGUGCACGCGUCCUCGGAGGUGACUCGGUGCUGAACGCUGGGUUUUACUCACGUGCGGAAGAGUAUUACGUGAAGGAGGCUGAGUGGGAGAUGGAGGAAGUGGAAGCUGCUUACGAGUGGGUCGAGAGGAAACUUGUGUUCGAGCCACAAGUAACCGGAUGGCAAUCUGCGUUAAAAGAUGGGCUUUUGGAGGCUGGUGUGUUACCGUACAACGGUUUCACCUUUAAACAUAUAAUAGGGACGAAGAUUGGCGGUUCCACCUUCGACUCUGCCGGCCAUAAACACUCGGCCGCGGAUUUGUUAGAGUAUGCUAAUCCGGACAAAAUUGCUGUCUACUUGCACGCUACUGUGCACAAAAUCCUCUUCACCACAAAAGGAAACCAAAGACCUAAAGCGUACGGAAUGAUAUAUCAAGACGCGGAUGGAAUGUUCCACAAGGUAGAGCUGGCAGAAAAUGCAAUGAACGAGGUGAUUUUGUCGGCAGGUGCACUUGGCAGCCCUCAGCUGUUGAUGCUAAGCGGUGUAGGUCCUAGGGCUCAUCUUGAAGCCCAAGGGGUGGACCCCGUGGUUAUAGAUCACCCCAUGGUUGGACAAGGGAUGGGAGAUAAUCCUAUGAACAGUGUGAUUGUCCCCUCUCCUCAACCUGUAGAAUUGUCCCUCCCUCAGGUCGUUGGAAUCACCAGGUUUGGCAAUUUCAUUGAAGGUUUUAGUGGAUUGAGUCUCUCUUAUAACUUGACACGUAUGUUCUUUGAGACAAGACUCUCCACUCAAUCAAUCACAAGUUUUAUCAACUCCAGUGAUUUUCAAUUGAAUUUGAUUGAAAUUGAUGGCGUCAUCUUCCAAAAAGUCGAUGGUCCGUUCUCUAGAGGUUACUUAGAACUCAGGAAUACCAAUCCAGAUGAUAACCCUUCUGUGACAUUCAACUACUACCAAGAGCCAGAAGAUCUUGAGAAAUGUGUUAAAGGACUUGAAACCAUUAUUGAAGUGAUAAACUCGAAUGCAUUCUCCAAAUACAAGUAUUUGAAUGCAACCGGACGCGAGUUGCUCAAUCGCAUGCUGGGCCUUCCCACCAAUCUGAGGCCGAGGCACGUGACUUCAGUGUUCAACUUGAGGCAAUUUUGCAUCGACACCGUGAUGUCUGUUUGGCAUUACCAUGGAGGUUGCCAAGUUGGAAGAGUGGUCGACAAGGAUUACAAAGUUUUAGGCAUUGAUGCGUUGAGGGUCAUCGAUGGAUCCACUUUUCUUAAGUCUCCUGGGACUAAUCCUCAAGCCACGGUAAUGAUGCUCGGAAGGUCAUGGGGCAGAAGAUUCUUCGAGAGAGAAAUGCUUCCGGGGAAAAAAGGGACUAAUCGAUCAUUAAAGAUGAGACCAAUAUAUACUCUCCAUUGUCCAAAUAAAAGACUAUUGUGUUAUUGAUGUUGUCAAUUACUAGUUAUGCUCUUAAAUGAGAUGAUUAGUGAUCAUCUUCUUAAUAUGAUGCGAAGUUAUAAUGUUGGGUAAAGUUGGUGCCUUCUUCGGUUUAAGAGGAACCAUUAGUGACUUCAACCAGUUUCAUAAAAUGCAAGAUCCAAAUUUGUAGUACCAACACAAGUCAUACUUAUUCGCCAACGAAUAGUUGAAGAA